Messenger RNA from Poecilia reticulata (guppy), 2385 nucleotides. The record is from RefSeq and is a predicted model, not a curated record. NCBI's taxonomy places the organism in Eukaryota, Metazoa, Chordata, Actinopteri, Cyprinodontiformes, Poeciliidae.
AGCACCAAACGGACKUCACAACCAGGAGAGCUCGGGAAAUCAGGUACAGAAAAUAUUUAGAUGUAAUUUUUAAUCAAUUGUGAAUAGUUUUUCAAUCACAUCUAUAAUAUUUGAAAGAAUKUCUAAAUGUGAAUCAUAAAGACAGUUAUUAGCUUAAYAUAYAUGUUUUKAAUUUAAUUAUACAUAUGAGUGGAAUAGUUUUUUGUUGUGUCAUUAUCAGUUUUGUUGGGGAAAGUAUARUCAUUGAUAAUGAAAACCAAUUACCGUGUUCAAAAGAGAUGCAUUAAGAUAAGUACUUUUAAUAUUACUUUGGUGUUUAACUUUACUUUAAAAUAAAAUGAUUUAUUGAAGCAUAACUUUAUAAUGGGAUUAAGUUUUGUAACUGUCUGAUCCAGCACAGUUUGUUAAAUGCUGUUAUAUUUUUGGCUUGUAUUUCUGAAAUUAAUGCUUCUAAAAAUUGUUAAKGAAUUUUUCUAAACUCAUUUUAUGUCUCGCAGGUUUUUGAAAGAUUUGGAAGUUCUGCAUAAGCUUUGGAAGAGCUUUUGAUCAGGGAUGACCAAGUUGGCUGUGUUGUGUUUCCUGCUUCUGCUGACUGGAGUUGAAGGAUUUAAAAUAUCAAAUAUUGUUUUUAAUCAUUUUAACGGAGACUCAUUGAUUCAUGAAGAGAUCACAGCGAGAGCAAUCCUAAAUGUCACUCUACAGGUGUGCCGUGCACUGGCUUUGUCUGAGGGAAAGACCUUCUCUUUUCCUCCACAACCUUUCUCUGCUGGGGCUGUAGCAGCUGCAUGUGACGCAUCAAAAUCAACCAAAAGUUUCAUCGACACCAUUGAGAGGAUCCAGAAAAGUAACCACCAAGUAGACAAGGAUUAUGUGCUGAGUCCAAGUCAUCACUGUGAUGAUGAAAGCAUAGCAGCAGGACAGUUUCUCAUUACACUUGGCUUAACAGCUGUGAAGGCUUCCAACAAGCAACAAAACUUUGCUUUAGCGACAUCAAUUCUKGGAGAGACACUCCAUACCUUACAGGAUUUCUACAGUCACACUAACUGGGUGGAAAUAGGCAACACGUUCCCAAACUCCAAUCUGAUCAAAACAAAUGGCGAUGUUGGAAAAAUAGCAGACAUAACGAGACCAACUUGCCGCAGCUGUGAUGGAGAGGACUGCAGAAAUAAUAUUUUGGAGGAUAUCUUAAAGGAACAAAUCCUUACUUCGGGAUAUUUUUCACUGUAUCCAUUUUCUACAAAACCAGCAGGAAAAUGCAGCCAUGGAGGGUCAUUUGAUCGAACAAAAGGAAUUGAGCCUACAGGUGGGAUCAACAAAGAUUCGUUUGACUCUGAACACGGACAUCUUCACAACCAAGCAGCAAACGUGGCGAUAGCAGCAACCAGUGAGCUGCUGGAGGAYGUUCGCAGUGCUGCUGGAGACAAAGCAUUCCUUCAGAUGAUGGGACUGUUCAAAGGGAGACCACUUUGUUUUUGCGUGGACACCACAGGAAGCAUGGGGGAUGACAUUGACGCAGUGAGGACGGUCACAUCAUCGAUUAUUGACAGUAAAGUGGGAACAGAAGACGAACCGUCCGUUUACAUUCUCGUUCCAUUCAAUGAUCCAGAAUUUGGGCCUCUGCUUCAGACAWCAGACCCAGAGGUUUUCAAGAGUUACAUCAACUUACUAACACCAAAUGGAGGUGGAGAUGCUCCAGAAAUGAGCCUUUCUGGACUUCAGCUGGCUUUAACUGGUGCGCCUCCCAAUUCGGAGAUCUUCGUUUUCACGGAUGCAGCAGCUAAAGACGACUACCUGAAAGACACAGUGCUAGCACUCAUAGAACAGACCAAGUCUGUGGUGAACUUCAUGAUAACUGAUGUACUUGGCCUUCGCCGUCGGAGACAAGCAGAYAACAACCAACAACAACAACAAAGUGUUCGGAUGUCAAGAGCAGGUGGUCAGCUGUACAGAGACCUGGCUCAGGCUUCAGGAGGUCAGGCUGUUGAAGUCACAAAAGGUCAGCUGCUGGAGGCCAUCAACAUCCUAACUGAAUCCACCAGCUCCUCUCUGGUGACCCUUCUGCAAGCAUCCAGGAAUCCUGGAAAAUCAGAACAUUUCACUUUUGUAGUUGAUGACACAGUAAAAAACUUAACCAUUUACAUCACAGGAAGUUCUGUAGAUUUUAGUCUCGUYAGUCCUUCAGGGGUGAUUCAAAAUAUUGCCAACACAACUGGAUCUUCAAUCAUUUCAUAUCAGUCGGUUGGAAACCUUCAGACUGUGCAGCUGCAAACAGAAGGAGGACUGUGGGAAUUACAAAUUUUGUCAACCAGUCCCUACAGUGUGAAAGUUGUAGGUGAGACAUCUGUAAAUAUAAGGCUGCCAUUUUCAGAACAUCUGGCAUAUUGA